CUUGGUUGCUCGCACGGUACCAAUCUAACCCACGUGGUUCGUACGCAUGCGCGUUCCCCACCAGCUGGGAUUUCGCAAGGCUAGAGGUGUGCGCUGUGCUGGAGUAGAGACGGCGCAGGGAGGGCCAGGGUCCUGGGUGCCCACCGGGGCGCCUGGGGGUGAAGGCAUUGAGGAGGUGCCCUUGGGAGCAGUUCAUGAUGGAGGAGGCGUGUCUGCUGCCUCUCAGACGGAAGGAGUGGCGGUGGUCGUAGCCUCGGCUGCCACUGUGUUUGCGAGCAGCAGCAGUGGUGCCAGCUGCAGUGGCGUGAACGGCAUGGUUGCGGGCACCUCAUCUCAACAGGUGGCCCUGGCUGAGCUUCCCACCGUUGACCAGCUCAAGGCGAUGGGCCUGUGCGACACGCUCAUCAUUCUGAGUGAUGCCAGCCAGGGUGCACAGCCCGUCAGCCUGGUCAGUUCCCUUGAGCCUGUCCAGUGCCUGGAGGGCACAGCCGAGGCCAUGGCCAGAAGUGGGGCCAAUCUGGUGCUGUGCCUGCCUGACGAAUCGCUUUCGCUGGAGGUUGGGGCCUCUGUGCAGGAAGUGCCUGGUGGCUGGACCUGGGUGCAGGACCCCACGUCGGCUGCUGCAGCCGUCGCUGCCGCUGGCGAUGCCACAGCCCUCAUCCGGGCCAGUGCGCCCAUCGUGGUUUCUGGCACGCCCACACUUGCCACUGCGCCUGGCGGAGAAAUGUUGUUAGUGAUGGACUCCUCCCCUGUGGAGGAUUCGGUGGGCUUGGCCGCCAAAAGCUGGUUCAACGACUCCGUGAUAGCCACCCAAGCACUGUUAACGCUUGAGGGCCACAAGUGAUUUCUGGUGCAUCAUUGUUUUCUUUUAUUUCUUUACUUACGAGGGGAAUGAGGUGACGAAAAAGACCGGCGCUUUUCAGCCGGUCGUAGGGACUUCUGCUGGUGUGUGAUGAACUCCUCCUUGUUGCAUAAGUGAGCUGCUUUUGGACUUGUUGGUGAGACAGUGACCUAUCGAAUGUUAAGUGAAAGUUGUUUUGAAGUCAGUUUUGCAGUUUUUUGUUUCUCUGAAGAAACGCAUUCAAUGUGAAUGGGUCGGGAACAGUGCGAGUGCCACCAUUUGAAGCACUGCUAG
Rhipicephalus microplus (southern cattle tick) is the source of this 1135-nucleotide messenger RNA. RefSeq lists its product as uncharacterized. The record is from RefSeq and is a predicted model, not a curated record. NCBI's taxonomy places the organism in Eukaryota, Metazoa, Arthropoda, Arachnida, Ixodida, Ixodidae.